Molecule: messenger RNA, 201 nt
Organism: Meloidogyne enterolobii
Lineage: Eukaryota; Metazoa; Nematoda; Chromadorea; Rhabditida; Meloidogynidae
Source: the annotation of a GenBank genome assembly
CCAAAGCUUUUGGGUAUGCGACAACGUGAAUCAGUUAUUUUUAAUAAAACAGAAAAUCAAAUUGAAAUAUUUGAAAACCUCUUAAAUCUCUACAAUUCCCCCAAAGAUGUAAUUAAUUUAAAAAACAAUCCAGAACCUUUAAUUAAAUUGGGAAUUGAUUCUAAACAAUUUUCAACGAUUUUGGAGGUUAAAAAUUUUUAA